UGGAGUGAUCUCUUCCAAAGUAGUGGUGCUUUCCCCACCGACUAUGGAGGAUGACAACUCUGUCUCAAAGGUCCUCACCAACGACAGCCUGCUAGGUGAGAUCAUCCCCCGUCUCCACUGCCCCACCUGCUAUGUCCGCGCCGCGCUCGCCAGCAAGCGCUGGCUCUGCAACGCCUCGACCCAGGCCACCAUCUGUAGCUUCCGCACGCAGCAAUCACCCCAUCUCCUUGGCAUCUACGUCUUGUGCGAUUUCUUCUCGCGUCCUGAGUUCGUUCCGCUGCCUGACGCCUCGAUGCCGGAACUCAAACCUGCACUCCUCCAUGGGAAGUUUGGUUUCGAGGACUUGGAUACUUUCGCGUUGCGUGUUUGGGGUUGCCGCAACGGACGCGUCCUCUACGGGUUUGGCCCAUCCUUCGAGCUUCCCCUUGGCCCUGCUGUGCAGACCCCGCUGCGGUGCCAUGGGGAAACUAGAGCUGUGCUCCCACGGCUGCCGUAUACCAUCUGCUCCCCUCACGCCAUGCUCCUCCCUAACGACGACGACGAUGACUCCUCGUGCUACCGGGUUGACAUCGAGCAGAGGGACCGGAUGGUAUAUGCAAAAGUGUAUGUCCUGCGUGCCGGCUCCUGGAGCAUCCACUGCUCAGCCUCGGCUGAUCUCGCUGGGUCGCUGGUGCACAUCCUCCAGACAACUAUGCUCAUGCGUGGCACAAUAUACAUGUUCACCACGGCAAGAUACAUCCUCGCACUAGAUCUGACCACCACGAAAUUCUCCACCAUUGAUCUCCCGGAGGGCAUGCAAUUCGAGUACUCCACCAACCUUGCUCCUUGCCAGGGAGAUGACUCCACUCUCUACCUUUUCCAUGUGAGUGGGGACGAGCUUACCGUCUGGCUCCGGAGGAUGAAUGACCACAGCAUCGGCGAUGGAAGCAGCGCCGGCGAGUGGAUACUCAGGGACACCAUUUCCCUGCUAGAGACAUGUGGCCAUCUUGCUGAGCAAGGUUGGGAUCUUGAAGAUAGGUGUGAAGACUUUGUGUCAGUGGUCGGCGUUGGGGACAAUGCUGAGUUCGUGUUCUUGGAGUUGGAACAGACUGGGGUCAUCGUGUACAUGCAUCUCAAGAGCAGGAAGGUGAAGAAGGUGUACCAAAGGCACCCGUACAACGAUUUUAGUAUACGUGUUCUUCCAUUCAUGAUGGUCUGGCCUGUCGUCUUACCAGAACUGUGAAGAUGUGUAUGAAGAUGAAGGACUGCAUCAGAAGUAGCUACCCAAGUAGAAUAAGUUGUGUCAUUGGACGUUGUUCCAUCCUCGAGUUUUUGUUUACAUGCUUUAAACAUAACAAGCUGGAGUUUAUA
Messenger RNA from Panicum virgatum (switchgrass), 1350 nucleotides. RefSeq lists its product as uncharacterized. The record is from RefSeq and is a predicted model, not a curated record. Bases 44 to 1222 code for a protein of 392 amino acids. The transcript has a single exon. NCBI's taxonomy places the organism in Eukaryota, Viridiplantae, Streptophyta, Magnoliopsida, Poales, Poaceae.